AGAGGCAUACCGUUGCUGAAAGUGUGUUCCUUGAUGCAGUAGCUACGCAGGAGGAGGGGGUGAAGCACGCAGUCGACUGAGGGAUCCCGCUCGUCCCAGCCGGUGUCACUGCCGUCUUUCCUUCUGGAGUGUGACUUUGUGCGAUAACCUCCUCCCGGUGCCGUCAUAACAUCCCCGCCGGGUCACCUUAACUCUCGCACCCCGAAGAUGGUACCCGCAGUCAUGUCCCUGCCCGUGCUGACACUGGCAGCCCUCAUCACGCUGCGCGCCGUCUCCUCGCAAAACGAGCCAUCAAUUGCUGCUUCUGAGCACACUUCUCUUCCUGUGGAAGGCCACAGUCCUCCUUUUACUCUUCAGUGCAACCUGACCAGCAGCGACAAUCCGCUCCUGGAGAGCUACUGGAUAAAAAAUGGGGAGGAGAUCCCAGAAACCCACAGCCCAAAUAGGAAUACCGAGUACAAGCUGAAAAAACCAAGAGGAGAUGAUGCCGGUGUUUAUAUGUGCGUCUUCACCUUUGAGAUGUCUCCUGCCGCCAACACCACCAUUGAAGUUAAAGCUGCUCCUGAGAUUACAGGCCACAAACGUAGUGAGAAUAGGAACGAGGGCCAGCGUGCUUUGCUCUACUGUAAAUCGGUGGGCUACCCUCAUCCCUCCUGGACCUGGCGCAAACUUGACAACGGCAUUUAUAGGGAAAUUGACAACUCAUCCGGACGCUUCUUCAUCAGCAGCAAAGACAAUUACACCGAGCUCAGCAUCGACAGCCUGGACAUUAACCUGGACCCAGGGGAGUACCAGUGUAAUGCCACCAACGUGAUUGGCAGCAGCGAUGAGAGCUCCAUGCUUAGAGUCCGCAGCCAUUUGGCACCCUUGUGGCCUCUUUUGGGGGUUUUGGCCGAGAUCAUCAUCCUGGUCGUCAUCAUCGUUGUUUAUGAGAAGCGCAAGACGCCUGAGGACUUACAAGACGAUGAUGACCCAGUUGGACCAGUGAAAACCAAUUCAACGAACAAUCACAAAGAUAAGAACCUGCGCCAGAGGAAUACAAAUUAAGCUGCCCGUCUGCAGGGUUACAUUAUGCUUACACACGCAUUGACCAGGUGAAGGUAAACAACAAUGGAGUCCAAAGCAGUCGGUAUAUAAUGGAGCUGCCAUUAAAAAGUGUGCUUGUGAGAGAAUUAAAAUGAAGCAUGCCUUAUGAUUUUAUUGUGUGAGUGUGAAAUGCUCUAAUCAAUAUGUGAUUGUUAACCUAACCAUUGUUACUGCAUGCAGUUGUUGACAUCUAUCGUUUGCUACUUUUACACUUGAAGCACUGCUAAAACUGGCAUGCAAGAUACUGAGCCUCUAUUUGAGACAGCAUUGUUUUGUCUUCUCCUCUCAGAGUGGCUUCAUGUAGAAUAAUCAGGGGUGCCCGUUAGGUCGAUCGCCAGCUACCAGUUGAUUAGAAAAAAUAGACCUUCAAAUGAUCAAUCGUCAAUAAGACGUCACUUUCGUCACUUGACUGACAUUCACAGCAUCCGAGGGUCUUGUGAGAUGACUGGCUGCUGCCAGAUCGUUAUUAAGAAAAAAUGACCGACAGGAAGGCGAGAAAUACUUUUUAUUUCAGCACUCUCUCGCCGUACCUGCCGUGAAAACUCUAAAGACCGGCUGCACAGUUCCUGUCUUCACAAGAAAAGCGCUGCUUCAUUCUCCCUGCGCUAACAAAAUAAGAGUCUCAUAAAGCUAGCAAGCUACGGAGUUUGCCCCCAAUGUAUUUCUUGUAAAGUGUAUAAAAAGGAGUAUGGAUGCUGGACAAAUAAGAAGGCAAGAAGCAACCACUUUCAUGUGGUAUUGAACAGAAAGGAGGACUUUUUUUCUCCUCCAUUUGAAAAUGCGGAGGUUAUCAUCACUACUGUCUGAUUCCAAUCAAUGCAAGUCAUCACAAUCAGGUAAUACACCAACUUAUAUUCUCGUCUCCAUGAAAGAAACAUGCUUGUGUUACCAUUAAACACCUUUAACUUGUUAACAAACACCUCUCUUUCAUAAAUAAAUCAAUAUCAAAUGGAGAAGUAGCUGGUGUGGGCACCCCUGAUGUAGAUCAUCUUUUUUGUAAGUUUUCAGGAAAUGAAACAUCUCUGCAGUGUAGGAAACGGCGCGAUGGUCAGAUGAGGCAGUUUUGUACGAUUUUAUUACUCUCCUACAUAUCAUGACUUAAGAAUCAUCAUUAAUAUUACAUUUCAAGGGCUUUGCAAUGUCCCUCUAAACUUAAUAAGGUUCAAUUGAUGUACUGUAUGUAUUAAAUCAUGAUAGCUAUGUAUUGAUAUAAAUAGUAUAAUGCACUUAAAUGUUGACUAAUUGUAUAAAGUAUGACAUAUGCUCCAAUCAUUGGAAGGUUGAGUUGUAAUUACACUAUGUAUGUACAGCAUGGCUCUUAUCCUAUGCAACUAAUAUCAAUAAGCAGCUUUUCAUCUUUCUGUGACAGCUUUAAGGAAUAUUAGAUGUUACAUCACACAGCUGCAUGGUUUCUGUACAGUGGAAGUGGAAGGGACUUGAACAGCCUGUGACACAAAACCACCACCCAUUUUUACCAAUAAACAUUUCAAAA
Messenger RNA from Entelurus aequoreus (snake pipefish), 2578 nucleotides. RefSeq names its product neuroplastin a (gene nptna). The record is from RefSeq and is a predicted model, not a curated record. NCBI's taxonomy places the organism in Eukaryota, Metazoa, Chordata, Actinopteri, Syngnathiformes, Syngnathidae. Bases 208 to 1047 code for a protein of 279 amino acids. The transcript has 8 exons.